Messenger RNA from Ictalurus furcatus (blue catfish), 2636 nucleotides. Its product is annotated as GMP reductase 2. Gene Ontology annotation, biological process: nucleotide metabolic process. NCBI's taxonomy places the organism in Eukaryota, Metazoa, Chordata, Actinopteri, Siluriformes, Ictaluridae. The transcript is spliced from 13 exons. Gene Ontology annotation, cellular component: GMP reductase complex. The record is from RefSeq and is a predicted model, not a curated record. The coding region runs from base 1146 to 2192 and encodes 348 amino acids. Gene Ontology annotation, molecular function: GMP reductase activity.
GUAGGCCAGGAGGGGUAGUGCAAGUUGUCGUAAUGCGCAUGCGUCGACCGCCUGAGUACGCGUAUAUGUCUAAUGAAGUAUACUUUGAAAGGCUACGCGUACUACUGUGCGCACACGUUCGCGUACGCGUAAAAAACCCCCCAAAGCUUCUGGUAUACUUAAAAAAAAUUUUUACCGGUGAAGAAUUGUCAUGAGCACAUUGUCUCAGUACCUGAGAUGUCGUUCUCCUUCUCCUCCUAGUGGAACAACAGAGACUAGCUUUACUUUUCUCUCUCUAUUUUUUUCUACGUGAUGGACGUGUUAAUAACAUUUUCCCGGUUGUAUGUUUGACAUGCAUGAUAUAAUGCAUGUAAAACGACAAAAACAAACAAACAAACAAACAAACAAACAAACUAAAAUCUCCUAAUUCAGAGCAACAGUUGUAGAGCGGGAGGUGAAAACUGCGAACCUGGCAACACGGAGACAGUGGCGACAGUUUGUGGUGAAACAUGUCCUCGCUUUGUAGUCCGUGUACUGUAGACAGACCUCCCAACGAGUUCGCGAGGACAUUUUGGGGUUAUAAAACUACACUGCUUACAUCACUGUAGACGUCCAAGGCACAAAUAGCGCCUUUUUCAUGUCGCUUCCUGAACAAUAAGGCGAACCGCUUUCUCUAUUCAUCACAUUCUCCAGUGACACUGACAGCAGCACAAGCUGCAGAUAUAACAGUGAGCAGUGCUACAGCUAACUUACAUCACUUACAGGAACACAUGGCCCACUAAUAUUACUCUACAAUGACACAUCUGUUAACAUCAGAAAUUCCCAGAGCUCCAGUACUGAAGCGUAAGAGAGUUUCUGGAGAACUUCUAAGGUACAAGAACACACUCCUAGACAUAGCUUUUGCGGUCAUCCAUUUAAAUAAAGAUUUUGUAGGGAUCAGGUGGUAGAGCGGGUUGUCCACUAAUCGUAGGGUUGGCGGAUCGAUUCCCGGCCCACAUGACUCCACAUGACUCCACAUGCCGCAAGACACUGAACCCCAAGUUGCUCCUGAUGGAGCGUGAGACAGUUUUCCUAUCUGUUUAAACAAAUAGGAGGCACAAAGGACACACUGCUACACAGUGCAGAGAUACUGUUUUCACACACACACAGAUACAGUAACAGCAGCCAUGCCUCGCAUCGAGAACGACAUCAAACUCGACUUCAAGGAUGUGCUGCUCCGUCCCAAACGCAGCACGCUCAAGUCCCGUAGUGAGGUGGAUCUGAUGCGCAGCUUUACUUUCCGAAACUCAAAAGGCAGUUACAGAGGUAUUCCCAUCAUUGCUGCUAACAUGGACACGGUUGGAACCUUUGAGAUGGCCGUGGCACUGCAUUCGUUCUCACUUUUCACUGCUGUCCACAAACAUUACUGCGUAGACGACUGGAAAGAGUUUGCAGCGAAGCACCCAGAAUGCCUAGAGAGCGUGGCGGUCAGCACUGGAACAGGCGAGAAUGAUUUCGAGAGGCUCGCUGCUAUUUUGGCGGCUGUGCCUCAGAUACAGUACGUUUGUGUCGACGUAGCGAAUGGAUAUUCGGAGCACUUUGUGCAUUUUGUCAAGGACGUGAGGCAGAAGUUCCCUUCACACACCAUCAUGGCUGGAAACGUGGUCACGGGAGAGAUGGUGGAGGAGCUGAUUCUCGCUGGAGCUGACAUCAUUAAAGUGGGCAUCGGUCCAGGCUCAGUGUGUACAACCCGUAAGAAGACAGGUGUGGGCUACCCUCAGCUGAGUGCUGUAAUUGAGUGUGCUGAUGCUGCACAUGGCCUGGGUGGACACAUCAUCUCUGAUGGAGGAUGUACCUGUCCUGGUGAUGUCUCUAAGGCUUUUGGUGCGGGAGCGGACUUCGUGAUGCUAGGUGGAAUGUUGGCAGGUCACUCUGAGAGUGGGGGUGAGACCAUUGAGAAAAACGGCAAAAAGUACAAACUGUUCUAUGGCAUGAGCUCCGAUACGGCCAUGAAGAAGCACGCAGGAGGAGUAGCAGAGUACAGGGCGUCUGAGGGUAAGACAGUGGAGGUGUCCUAUAAAGGGCCAGUGGAGGUCACUGUGAAGGACGUACUGGGUGGUGUUCGCUCCACUUGCACCUACGUGGGAGCUGCGAAGCUGAAGGAGCUGAGUCGCCGUACCACCUUCAUUAGAGUGACUCAGCAACUCAACACUGUGUUUGGAAACAACGACUAACACAUCGCUGUUGCUCAUGAGUGCUGGUCUUGUCUGACAGAUUUACUGCAUUAGGUCAGAUUCCUGCAAAGGUUUAGAAUUUGCACAUCUUUUCUAGUCAUUCUGUAGUAGUCACCUGACAGUCACACACAAAUGCACACAGUGACAAACCUCACAGCCUUUCCUGCAGCAGUGUUAUGGUUGUGGAUGGCAAGGCUAAGAGAAACUCACCUGCUUAGACUACAUAUAAAGACUUUUAUCAUUUGAACAAUUUUAUCUUUACUAAUAGUGUUUCUUAAAUUUAAUUCUCCAGGAAAUAUUCAAGAUCAUAUAUAAAACCCCAAACUGGACCAAAACUCAGACAGCAAUUGUUGCCAUUCCACUUAGUUUAGUAUAAAUAAUGUCUUAUAAAUAUCCUCUAUGCACUGAUGAAUAAAGCAGACGACUGUCAUCUUGGUACUGCAA